AUGCCCCAGAAAGUAGAGAGUGACCAAAGACUACCACAAAAUAAACACAAUGAAGGAAGACCUCAAAUCGAGAGACAGAUAAGUCUCGGUACAGACGAUGAACAAGCUUACUCGGGCGAAGAAACAGAAAGACAAAACGAAUUUGAUGUUCGCACUAUCACAGAAGAUUUUGACUGGGGAGGUCGUGAUGAUGAAGACGAAGAAGACAGACGGGAAGACAAAAGAAUCAAGGAUAAGAAAUCCCUAGUCUCUACACAUCUUCUGUUUUGCAUUUCUCGCAAUGCGUCCAACAUCCAAUGGAUCUGUCUUAUACUAGUUGCAGCCAUUUUCUUGGCCAUAUGUGUGGCCGUGUGGGAGGUGUAUGGGCAUAGAGGCCAAGUUACAACCACAUCAUAUGGAUUACAACUUUGGUUUACUUGGAUGGCCUUCAUGUGGUCAAUUGGAAUCUUUACCCAAAUCAUGACCGAAGCAGUACCAUGGUUUAUAAGAAAGAUCGGUACCAGUCUUAGACCCCAGUCAACCGAGGCUCUUCGCACACGUCUAUCGUACUACAUGGCACUUCGUCUAUUCACCAGAUUUGUCAUCAAUGCUGCCUUUGCAUGGGGCUCUUGGGCUCUUAUUUCCGAAUGUGCGCCUCUCCCUGAAGGAACCGAAAAACCAGGCUAUGUUCAUAUAUUCUAUAGUAUAUGGGAAUGUCUGUUUUUCGCAGCAAUUUUACUUUUUGUAGAAAAGCUAAUUCUGCAAAUGAUCGUUGUCAAUUUCCACAAAAAAGCAUAUGGUGACAGAAUUGCCAAGAACAGCCGAGAACUUAAAAUACUCGAUAACUUGAGAAAACCAAAGCGUAAACCACAUCAAGAAUUCUUACUCAAACGUAUUCGUCGAAAGAAACCAGAAAACGAAACCAAUUCCAAUGGAGUAACAUCAAAUGGAAAAAGUCUUGCUGAAAACUACCGGUCAGAGCAGAUGAAGAAAAGUAAGAAAUCUAUCAUGACCUCCAAACCAACAGGUUCAUCUCCGGAAGGUCACGGACCCAAACAAAAUGUGCGAUUUCCCUCUCAAAAUAUGGACACUCUCGUUGCUAUUCCUUGCGUUGACCAGUUGCAAGAAGACGAACAAGAUGCCGAUCGGUCCAGAUCAUCCCCAGGUGACAUUUCUCGGGACAGAACCUUGACAGAACUGACUCCCGACAUUGAGGCUCAAAGGCCCCAAGAAAAGUCAGAUGAACACUUUAUGAAGAAGCUCGCCAAAAAAUUGGCUCACAAAGAAAACUCUCCAAAAAUACAACAGAGACCUGUGGAUGGAGACGACAAUGAGAUCCCUCUUUCUAGAUCUAGCUCAUGGAGUGGAGGACGAAGUAGCUAUGAAAAGAGCAUGACUUCUGGCCGCGAUUUUAACAUUAGUUCAACCCUACCUGGAAAGCUAUUCAGAGGUGGCUAUAAAAAAUUAGUGGGCCAAUCAGUCGGUGUCAACCAGAAUACCUCUCAGCAAGCAAAAUCAACGGCCAAACGAAUUUUUUACAACGUAGCUGGCCACUCGCCAACUCGCGAUCACAUUGUAGAGAGUGAUCUCUUGCCUUUAUUUGAAACACGCCAACAGGCUACAGAAGCCUUCCAGAUGUUUGAUAAGGAUGGAAACGGGGAUAUCAGCAAGAGAGAGUUGCGUUCGGGGUGUAUUCGUAUUUAUCGCGAACGUAAAAACCUGGCCCGAUCAGUCCGUGAUUUGUCACAAGCAACAGGAAAAUUGAACAUUAUUCUUCUUGUGAUCUUUAUAGCCAUAUGGGUCGUUAUUGUUCUUGCAUCAUUUGGCGUAAAUGUUGGUACUGAGCUUAUGCCUCUUUGGAGUGCAUUUAUCGCAGGAAGUUUUAUCUUUGGAAAUAGUGCCAAAGAUAUUUUUGAAUCAAUAAUCUUUGUAUUCGUCACACACCCCUUCGAUGCAGGAGAUCGUGUAAUGGUUGGUGAAGAGAAUUGGGUGGUUGACAAUGUAGGACUUUUGUCAAGUACAUUCUUAAAAUGGGAUGGCUCAGUGGUUUAUGUAAAAAACUCUGUGUUAGUUCCUCUGUAUAUUAUUAACUGCCGGCGCACUGGAUGUACCGGAGAGACUGCUGAUAUUCAUGUCGGGUUUGAGACGCCUUCGUGGAAGAUCCAUAAACUGAGAGACCAUAUGGUGGAAUGGAGUGAUACACUUCCUCAUCUCUUUACACCAGGAACAACCUCCGCAAAUGUAUUAUCUUUUGAGAACCAAAACAAGAUAACUAUUUCAUUUUACUACCAACAUACCCAGAACUGGCAAGACCCUGGAGGUCGAUGGCUCCGUCACAAUACAUUUAUGAUGGAAUUAAAAGAAGCGUCAGAGCGCCUUGGCGUCAAUUAUAUCAUGCCAUUGCAACCCGUGGAUACUAAGCCGAAGAUUAAUCCCUUGGACGACAGUACCCAAACAGACAAAGAGUCUCUGGCAGACAGCAUUAAAGCCAGAAACAUUCAAAUCGAAAACGAAAGACAGGCCGAGAAAGAGAUUCGGGAAGAAGAGAUACUGUCUCAAAGAAAGCCAUACAAUUAUAAUGAAGACGGAUCAUUUUCUCCUCAUAAUAAUCAAAACAAUGAUAACGACAAUAGCAAUGGUGCUGCAGCCACUAUACUGUUUUCUUCUAUGAUGUAA
This is a messenger RNA of Phycomyces blakesleeanus NRRL 1555(-), 2655 nucleotides long. RefSeq lists its product as hypothetical. NCBI's taxonomy places the organism in Eukaryota, Fungi, Mucoromycota, Mucoromycetes, Mucorales, Phycomycetaceae. Gene Ontology annotation, biological process: transmembrane transport; monoatomic anion transport. Bases 1 to 2655 code for a protein of 884 amino acids. Gene Ontology annotation, cellular component: plasma membrane. The transcript has 8 exons. Gene Ontology annotation, molecular function: calcium ion binding; mechanosensitive monoatomic ion channel activity. The record is from RefSeq and is a predicted model, not a curated record.